AUGGACACAACUUGGUCCGCCGUUCAGCAACCUCUAGCUCCUCAAAGAGAUGUAUUGAAGGGUGAUGAUACAGUCAUCCUGGGUGCAGGUGUCAUUGGCCUCGCGACGGCCUACCAACUCGCACUCGCUCACCGAAAGACCGUCAAUGCGACAUCCAGCCCGCACGGCAAGAUCAUCGUCGUCGAACGAGCUGGACAUAUCAGUCCUGCUGCUUCUGGUCAAGCGACAGGUGGACUUGGAGACUUUGGCUUCGCGAGUGGUGUCGCUGAUUUGGGCGCUCUUUCUUAUAGGUUGUUUCAGGAACUUGCGCUCGCGAAUGGAGUGAAGGAGUUCGGCUUUAGUGAGUCUAUGAUCUAUCGAAUUAUUCCAGAUAACUUCACGGGUACGCUUAAGCCGCCUGAUACUUGGGGUCCGAGUCCCCCUGUGGAACAGCCUUUGUCUGCGCUCCCUGACUGGAUCAAACCCAGGAGCAACUGGUCAGUGCAGCGCAUGGCUGGGCCACCUCAUGCAUCGCAUCUUGAUCCCGCACAAUUCUGCCAGUUUCUCUUCAACGAGUGCAAGAAGCUGGGCGUAGAUUUCAUCUUCAACGCGAACGCAACAUCAGUCAAGGCGGCACCAGCAUCGAAACAUUUCACAAGCAUCCAGAUCGGGCAACAAGAUCGCGAUCCUCUCAACAUCCCCUGCAAAAGCCUAGUCAUAGCAGCAGGCCCCUGGUCCCCACACGUCUUCUCAACACUCUUCCCCAACGCAUCCCUCCAACUCCCCAUGAACUCCACAGCCUCAGCCGGAAACCACUUCCGCGUCCGCACACCUAAUUGGAAACCAGAGGACGAUCAAAAGGGAAGUCAGCAAGUCUUCUUCCAGAGUGAAGUUCCAGGCAAACAGGGUUUGGACAUCACCAGUUUCCCGGGAGGUGAGUUGUACGUAGGUGGGUGGGGAGCGGCACCGGAAGAACUUCCUGAACUUGCGGAGGAUGUGCACGCGCAGCUGGGUGAGAUUGAGAGGAUGAAGGCGGUUGUGAAGGGGUAUUUGAGGGUGCCGGAGGAUGAGGAGUUGGAUGCUUUUGAGGUGGGGAGGUGUUAUAGGCCGCUUUCGACGAUCGGGCAUGCUAUUAUAGCGAAUGUGGACUGGGAGUUGCUGGGUUUGGAAGAUAGCUCGCAGGAUAUGCCGCGUCUUUCGACGCAAGACGGAGAUGAUCAGAAGGAUCGAUUCGGUCCUGGGGGUUUGUUCCUGAAUACGGCUCACUUUGACGAUGGUGUGACUUUGUCGCUUGGAAGUGGGAAGGUUACGAGCGAGCUAAUACUGGGUCUGCCACCUUCGGUUGACAUUUCCGGGCUGGGACUGAGCUGA
Messenger RNA from Alternaria triticimaculans, 1350 nucleotides. RefSeq lists its product as uncharacterized. Lineage: Eukaryota; Fungi; Ascomycota; Dothideomycetes; Pleosporales; Pleosporaceae. The transcript is spliced from 2 exons. Gene Ontology annotation, cellular component: cytoplasm; late endosome. The record is from RefSeq and is a predicted model, not a curated record. Gene Ontology annotation, molecular function: oxidoreductase activity. Gene Ontology annotation, biological process: retrograde transport, endosome to Golgi. Bases 1 to 1350 code for a protein of 449 amino acids.